Messenger RNA from Mangifera indica (mango), 1770 nucleotides. RefSeq names its product probable beta-1,4-xylosyltransferase IRX10. The transcript is spliced from 4 exons. The record is from RefSeq and is a predicted model, not a curated record. NCBI's taxonomy places the organism in Eukaryota, Viridiplantae, Streptophyta, Magnoliopsida, Sapindales, Anacardiaceae. Gene Ontology annotation, biological process: glucuronoxylan biosynthetic process; plant-type secondary cell wall biogenesis. The coding region runs from base 315 to 1556 and encodes 413 amino acids. Gene Ontology annotation, molecular function: glycosyltransferase activity.
UGGUCAAUACAAACACAAGUAUAUAUUAUUCACGCUGAAACUCGGGGAUCUAUAAAACGCCUUCUACUUCUCUGUUUCUUCAAGCAAUUUCUGUCUUUCUGUUCCCUUUCAAUCGCCCACCAUUUUCAUUCUUAUUCAUUCUACCCAUAACCUUGUUUUCUAAGUAAACCCCUCAACUACUUUCUCCACAUGACGUUCCAACAAUUUGUUUAAUUAAUUAAGCUUCUUAUAUACAAGCCAUUUCAUUCUGUUUCCAAGAGAACCCACUUCCCCUCUUCCAUUCUUUUGUCCAAGUUUUGGCUUUGAGAGGCAAAAUGAAGACGCUUUGUAUGUGGGUUCUUCUUGCUCUUCCCUUUUGUUUUGUCUGGAGCAUUGGUGCCGAGAAAAGUCCAAAAAUAGAGCGAAUUUCUGGAAGUGCUGGAGAUGUCCUGGAAGAUGAUCCUGUGGGGAGACUUAAAGUUUACAUUUAUGAACUCCCAAGCAAAUACAAUAAGAAACUUCUCCAGAAAGAUCCCAGAUGCGUCAUUCAUAUGUUUGCAGCAGAAAUUUUUAUGCAUAGAUUUCUAUUAUCCAGCCCUGUCAGGACCCUGAAUCCUGAGGAGGCUGAUUGGUUUUACACCCCAAUUUAUCCCACUUGUGAUCUUACACCCACUGGCUUGCCUUUGCCAUUCAAAUCUCCCAGGAUGAUGAGAAGUGCUAUACAGCUUAUCUCCAGCAAUUGGCCCUAUUGGAAUCGGACUGAAGGGGCUGAUCACUUCUUUGUUGUACCUCAUGACUUUGGGGCUUGCUUCCAUUAUCAGGAGGAGAAAGCAAUUGAAAGGGGAAUACUCCCAUUACUCCAGCGUGCUACUUUGGUCCAGACUUUUGGGCAACGCAACCAUGUGUGCUUGAAUGAGGGCUCUAUCACAAUUCCUCCAUAUGCCCCACCACAAAAAAUGGAGGCUCACCUUAUUCCUCCUGACACUCCACGCUCAAUCUUUGUCUACUUCCGCGGCUUGUUUUAUGAUGUUAAUAAUGAUCCAGAAGGAGGUUACUAUGCAAGAGGAGCAAGGGCAGCUGUGUGGGAAAACUUUAAGAACAAUCCCUUAUUUGACAUCUCUACUGAUCAUCCAACAACAUAUUACGAAGAUAUGCAGCGAGCCAUCUUCUGUUUGUGCCCCCUAGGGUGGGCACCUUGGAGUCCAAGACUAGUUGAGGCAGUAGUCUUCGGCUGCAUCCCUGUAAUCAUUGCAGAUGAUAUUGUUUUACCAUUUGCAGAUGCCAUUCCCUGGGAAGAAAUUGGAGUGUUUGUAGCAGAAGAAGAUGUGCCUAACUUGGACACAAUCCUCACGUCCAUACCAACAAAUACAAUUCUGAGGAAACAAAGGCUUCUUGCAAAUCCUUCGAUGAAACGUGCAAUGCUGUUCCCUCAACCGGCGCAAUCUGGUGAUGCUUUCCAUCAAAUCUUGAACGGUCUAGCGCGCAAGCUGCCACACGACAAGAGUAUUUACUUGAAGCCUGAUGAGAAGAUUUUGAAUUGGACUACAGGGCCAAUUGGAGACUUGAAACCUUGGUAAUAUAAUUGAAUUUUUUGGUCUUGUUAAGGCUUGUUUCAAGUGUUUAAACUUGUUUUGGUUUAGUUUGGAAUUGGAGAUGAUUGAAGUACAGAUAUGAAUACUUUGGACAGUUGUAUAGUUGAUAUGUUGCAGUGCUAUGUUUUCUUUUCAUUUCUGGCAUUUGCAAAAUAUCAGUUUAACUCAAAAUUUAUUCAGAGUCUCUUUUUUGUUUCUA